AUGAACAAGGCUUUCCUUCUCGCGCUCGCUCGGAUUCUCCACGGCGGCUCGCUCCCCCUGCACAACGCCGCGCGCAAGCGGAAGACGAAGCUUCCUGGACGUUGCUGCUCUCCACUCCGCGUGCUGCUGCUGCUCCUGGUGCUGACGGUUGUCAGCGUGGCUCUACUGCUGCGCUCGGUUCAGCUGCAGCAGAAGAACGCAGAGGAGGCCGGCCCCAAGGGGUUCAUCCGCUACAGUGCGUACCGCCUGGGCGGCAGCUCCUUCGCUGUGAUUGGUCUGGGGGCGCUGCGCCUCCGCGCUCGCACGCACUUCCCCGGGUGCUCAUGGCACGACAAUGGGGCCGCCCCGGGGGAAGCGGGGAUUCCGGGGAGUGUGGAGGUGUUUUAUCCGGGGGAGCACCACGACUUGGAGUAUGAAACGGUGGUGCUCAAGUGCUUUCUCAGAGCUGACACUCAUGCCACGCAAGGGGGCAAGCUGCUGCUGCAGGUGCAAGUGCAAGCCACGCAUGGGUCGCGGGUCAUAUCAGUCAACACACAGCAGCUAGUCGCCUACCACGAGCCGCCCAACGCCUUUCCUGUCUCCCUGGAGCCGCAUCCCCCUUAUAAGCACCGCGUGGCGUUCUGCUCUCCUCCAGUACACUCGGAACUGGACGGGAGGAGGCUGUACGAGUGGCUGGAGUAUCAUUACCAUCUGGGCGUGGAUUACUCGAUCAUGUAUGAUGCAGGGGGCAUUGACGACGAAGUUACCCAAGUGCUGAUACCAUACGAGCAGGAAGGCCUGCUGGAGGUCAGAGAUAUUGGGGACUUUCUGGAGUACGAAACGUGGCUCUAUGCCCAGGUGAUGGUGGUGAACGACUGUGCAUACAGCACGCGCUUCUCAGCCAAGUGGACUCUCUUCUUCGACCUCGACGAGUUCUUCAACGCCGAUGACCCGCCCCCACCCCAGAAGGUGGAAGCCCACACGCAUGUCUUGGCCACACAACUAGACGCCAUGGAGCACUGGCACCGGCAGCUGCAGCGGCUGCGGAAGCGGUUCGCGCGGGAGAGAAGGAUGGAGCCGAGACGACAGAGGGAGAUGGAGGAGGAAGAGGAGGAGAAGUGGGAGGAUAAGGAAGGGGAGCGGAGGCAUGGACGGGAAGGAAAAAGGGGAAAGGAAGUGGGGACGGGUUGGGAUGGGAUGGAUGCGAGGAGGUGGAUUGAAGUAGAGGGGGAGGAUGAGGGGGAUGAGGAAGCGGAGCUUGAAGGAGGGGAGGUAGGAGCAGGAGGAGUUUCAGGUGGAGGCUCAGGUAAAAACAACAGAGAAGCGUCAGCAGCAGUAGGAGCGGCAGGAGCCGCAGCAGUGGCAAAGGCGGCAGGGCAAGGGCUUGCGCACCGAACACGCAUCUCUUUGGAGCAAAGACGGGCAGCAGAGCAGGCAGAGGAAGCAAACAACAGGCAAAACAGCACAAAAAUCGGGAAAGAAACCGCAAAGGCUUGGCAACAGCGCGUAGCACGGCAGAUGAGGGAGCAAUACAGGAAGCUCCGAGCGCGGAGAAAAGAGGACGAGACGGAGGAGGAGAAGGAGAAGCUUCCUGGGGAGGCGGAGCAGCAGCGGCACCUGCAGCAGCAGGAGGCGGAGCAGCAGAGUCAGAUGGAGGUGAUUCGCGCAUACAGGGAGCAUCUGAAGCGCACUGCAGGCGACCAGAGGCUCAUUCCGCUCGUGCUCGAGUCGUAUGACGGCGCCUCGUACCUGUCGCUUGGCACCCUGUGGUGGGACACCGAGAGGUGCGUAGACCCAUCAGAGGCCAAGGGCACGUGGGGCAUUCAGCGCAUGUUCUACCACUGGCCGCACAUCUACUGCCUCAAACCCGAGCUCUUCCCCAGAUCUGAGAUGUGCCUGGAUUACUACGGGCAUCGCAAGUACGCGAUCAACCUCGAAUACGUCUUACGAUUCGACUCCUAA
Messenger RNA from Closterium sp. Naga37s-1, 1941 nucleotides. NCBI's taxonomy places the organism in Eukaryota, Viridiplantae, Streptophyta, Zygnematophyceae, Desmidiales, Closteriaceae. The record is from the annotation of a GenBank genome assembly.